CCACCAAGCACAAAAUACACAAAAGAUAUGUCAACAUCCUCAGCGAUCUCCAAAAAGCGAAAACUGGCCUCUGGAAAACUGAGCCAUCCAACCGGCCUCGAAACCCCUCAACAAAAGAAGAAAUCUUCAUCCGGUCGUCCUCAGAAAGCGUCUUUGAAAGGAGAUGUACCACCGCUCGGUAAAUUCCUUGCAAGUAAUGACAAGCUCACUCGAGAUCGAGCGGUGGCUGCUUUGCGAAAGUUUCUGAGUGGACAAGUCGGAUCCGAAGAAGACAAAUUUCAAGAUGAAUUGUUUCAAGCCCGACUGCCUGAAGACAAGUGGGAGACGAUUGAGCCCAAGAAGGUCCGGCUUGACGAGAUCGAACUUGCGAAGCUAUACAAGGGUCUAUUCUACUGUUAUUGGAUGUCAGACAAACCGAUCGUCCAACAGCACCUUGCUCAAGAAUUAGCAGACCUAUGUCUGAUCAUCAGGCCCGCUCGAAGCUCAGAUGAUGAUCCUCUACUCGACCAGGUCUUUACCACUCAAACCGCACUCUCGUUUUGGAAACAGUUUUGGAUCGCCUUAGGCUCCGAAUGGCAAGGGGUCGACAAACAUCGGUUGGAUAAAUAUCUCAUGUUGAUGCGCAGAUUUGUUGAAGUAGCAUUCAAAAUCCUCCAACGAGCUCAGUGGCAUCCCAAAGCGAUCGAACGUUGGUCUGAAAUCCUACAGGAAACCGUGUUCAAUGUUGCAGAUUUCAAGACACCCCAAUCGAUCACGUAUCAUGUUAGCGACAUAUUCCUUGAAGAACUUAAUCGAGUGCUUGAGAAGCGAGCGGAUCGACCAGCUCCGAUUGUUCCACUUCUGGCCCCUCUGAUUCAUGGACUCUCUCAAUCUCGUCCAGGAACGGCUACGUUUCGAAAGAUUCUCGAGAAUGUCUUUGAACCGUUAUUUGCAAACCUAGACCUAUUCAUCUCAGAGCGAACGAAGAUGCCGACGAGUUCGACGAUCGAGAUCUAUCCUACCUUCGAGACCAGCCUGAUCUCUUCCGCCAACCAAUCAGUCACUCCAUCAGCCUCCCGAUCUGAUUUCCAAACCAUCCGAUCCGAUCUCUUGUCGUUACUCUUCCAAGCUGGCUCCAACCCUCUUUGUUCAGAUGCCAACCGGAAGAAAAUUUACAAUUAUUGGUAUACGAAGCGCGGAAUUGAGGAUGAGGAGGAGGCUGUCCUGGAGGAAGAAGGAAAAUAAUCUACUUUUUUCAUUUGGACAUCGAGGAGCGUUCUUUCAGUUUUAGCUUUUCUUCCUUUGGUGAUUUUUCCCAUGUUGUAGGUUUGCAUUAGCUCGCAUACAUGAUGCUUCAGAUGCCAAGAACUCCAACCAGCAACAUCCGGUUUAGAUUUACCAUCAGCCAUAGCAUGUGCUAUUGAUUGAGGUGUCAUGGUCUCUGAGACUGCCUCAAAUUUUCACCAAUAGCCCAAUGACUCCUACAAAGAGGACAGUAGCAUGAAUUAGACUGUUGGGUGGAUUCAGCUUGACAGUUUGGUUUUGAUUAUUAAAGUGGUCAGGAAUGAGCACAUGGUACUGAUAGUUGGCAGGAUGUCUAAAGUCAGAUCAAAUU
Molecule: messenger RNA, 1594 nt
Organism: Puccinia graminis f. sp. tritici CRL 75-36-700-3
Lineage: Eukaryota; Fungi; Basidiomycota; Pucciniomycetes; Pucciniales; Pucciniaceae
Exons: 3
Coding region: 28-1224 (398 amino acids)
Biological process (GO): rRNA processing
Cellular component (GO): preribosome, large subunit precursor; nucleus; preribosome, small subunit precursor
Source: RefSeq, a predicted model, not a curated record